AUCGCAAGCAACGAGCACGAAACAAUUCACAGCUCCACGGACAGCUCACACCCAUACGAUCGAGCUCGCAAGUCAAUCAAGCAGAUACGGAGGACGAGGGAGGAAAGCACAACAUCAUGUCCAGUUCGCACACCAGCCUCAGCGCAGCGGCCGACGACCGCAAAGCGCGACUCGCCAAGUUCAAGAACCUGAAGAGGAAGCAGCCCAUCGACGAAGUCGCCGCCCCAGAGUCCGAACGCUCGUCGGCACCACCAGAAGAACCCGACGUCGCCAAACUGCACCUGUCCGGACGCAACUAUGACCCCGAAACCCGCGGACCAAAGCUCGGUUUCGAGGCACCGCCGAUACAAGACCUCGACAAGCCGACGCUGGAGGAGCAGGCAGCGGAGGUCGAGGCAGAAGUGAAGCGCAAAGCGGCCGAAGACGCGGCUGACGACAAGGGAAUCGACCUGUUUAAACUCCAACCAAAAAAGCCGAACUGGGACCUGAAGAGGGAUCUGGACAAAAAGUUGGAAAUACUCAAUGUGAGAACAGACAACGCCAUCGCCAAGCUGGUACGAGAGAGGAUCGCAAACGCACAAAAGGCCGAAAUCAAGUCCAAAGAAGCCGGAGUGGAGGGCGCGGAAGGCGAUGCGACGGGAAUUGACGGCAUCGCAUUGGUGGAAGGAGUGCGCGUUCGAGAGCGAGAAGAGGAGGAAGAGGAGCGUAGGGAGAGGGAGGCUGACGAAACGGAUGUAUGAUCUUGCGACUGGAUGGGACGGCUGACCUUGAGGCUGGACGAAGUCUACACAUCAUGAUACCCUUACCUGACACCUCUUGAGGGCCAGUAUCCGAGCAAUUGAAACUCGUCAAAUGUGUUUGAAUC
Verticillium dahliae VdLs.17 is the source of this 865-nucleotide messenger RNA. RefSeq lists its product as uncharacterized. Gene Ontology annotation, cellular component: post-mRNA release spliceosomal complex; U2-type spliceosomal complex. NCBI's taxonomy places the organism in Eukaryota, Fungi, Ascomycota, Sordariomycetes, Glomerellales, Plectosphaerellaceae. Bases 117 to 740 code for a protein of 207 amino acids. The transcript has a single exon. The record is from RefSeq and is a predicted model, not a curated record.